CCGAAACCAUAGGACUACCAGUCCCACAAUGCCACUGCGUGGGUGCACUUCCUCUUCCGCCUGAACAGGGCGCCGGCUCCGCAGACGUGUUCUUCCGGUGGCGAGCGGCGGAUUACCUGCUGGCGGGCGAGAUGGAGCUCGAGGCCAUGAGCAGAUACACCAGCCCAGUGAACCCCGCCGUCUUCCCCCAUCUGACUGUGGUGCUCUUGGCCAUUGGCAUGUUCUUCACCGCCUGGUUCUUCGUUUAUGAGGUCACCUCCACCAAAUACACUCGAGAUAUCUACAAAGAACUCCUCAUCUCCUUGGUGGCCUCACUCUUCAUGGGCUUUGGAGUCCUCUUCCUGCUGCUCUGGGUUGGCAUCUACGUGUGAGCUCCCAAGGGUACCAGCCAGGCGGCUUCACCAAAUUACUGCUUUUGUAAAUUAAAUUUUUUUACUAUUGCUGGAACUGUCCCAACCUGCUACUCUCAAUAAAGGCAGAUACAUGAC
Manis pentadactyla (Chinese pangolin) is the source of this 488-nucleotide messenger RNA. RefSeq names its product transmembrane protein 258 (gene TMEM258). Gene Ontology annotation, cellular component: membrane-bounded organelle. The coding region runs from base 132 to 371 and encodes 79 amino acids. NCBI's taxonomy places the organism in Eukaryota, Metazoa, Chordata, Mammalia, Pholidota, Manidae. The transcript has 4 exons. The record is from RefSeq and is a predicted model, not a curated record. Gene Ontology annotation, biological process: protein N-linked glycosylation.